Molecule: messenger RNA, 753 nt
Organism: Durusdinium trenchii
Lineage: Eukaryota; Dinophyceae; Suessiales; Symbiodiniaceae
Source: the annotation of a GenBank genome assembly
GGCGAUUUUGAUGGAUGGGAGUGUGCUCUGAACGGGUCGAAAUCAUUCCAAACGUGUGGUGUGGUGCAAAUUUUGUUGAAGCUCACAUGCGAUGAUAUUGUCACUUUUCGUGGCAGGCGCAGGACUUCAGCGAUAUGCUAUUCUAAGGCAUUUGGUGGGCUUGUUGCUAUGCUUGCCGGAAGUCACCCGCAAGAUCAGCAAGUCCUGGUCGGCCAACUUGAUUUGCCAUGCAUCCUUGUUGGGCGCUGGCGCGGGCCUGGCGCACCUUGCAUGGGCACUGUUCCGUUUGAAGGAUGCAGAGAGUGGGUCAAAGAACUUGCCUUUGUCCGUGGUGGUUUUCAUUGCGGGACUUCAUGUGAUGAGCAUCAUCACCUGCAUACCCAUGAAUCUGCACUAUUCCACAGAGUAUGCCUAUGUUUUGAUGGUCUUUGGUUUUCACUUGUUUGGCUUCGCUGCCAACCUCCUAAGCCCGUUGGCCUGAACCUUUGACGAUUCCUACCUACCUUCUUUGCCAAUACUUUGGCUCAUCUCCGGCUUUGACACGAUCAUUGCCGUGGUGGUGCGAGGGCCGGUGCUGCUGUGGAGCAUAGUCAUGCUGAAACGUUUGUGGUAUAUAGAUGGAGCUUGGCUCAUAUUACUUGCGGGGACAUUGGGAACAAUCACCACUAUACCUGCAACGACUCUUUUGCUUAUUGGAUCCUUAUCAAAAUUCCGAUAUUUAAUCAAUCGUGCCCAAAUCAAAGAUGAUUAAUU